CCUGAUGAGCAGGGGCAGAUCCACAAGGGGAAGGGGCUCAAGCCCUCCUACCGGCUAAUACGUCGUUUAAAGAAAGAGAUGGAAGAGGAGAAGAAGGAGAAAAAGAAGGAAGAAAAAGAUGAAGAGGAGGUAAGAGGAAAAGGAGAAAGAAGAGGAUAAUCCUACAUUUCGCCCAUGCGUCAGCCAUUGCUAACGGGAAGCCGACAACGCUGCAACAUCUUGACAAAAUUCACUUGAAAUAUAUAAUUAAUCUAGCACAAAAGUACAGAGGCAAAACAAAUCGAUGCAUGAAUGCAACGAUCGAGCAAAACACCUGGGCCAAAAGAAGUUACCAAGAUGUGUGCAGCAACCGACGAAAAUUGCAUCGCAAAACGUUGGAAGAAGAUGCUUUCCAAUGGUGAUUCAUGAUGGGCUCAUAGCAGAGGGUGUAUCCACCAUAUUCCACAAGCCUCCCCAAUGCCGGCCCAAGAAGAAGAAGAAAAAGAAGACGGCAACAGGAUGGUCACGUCAACCUCGGCCGAAAUAGAAUACUGCGCGCCAUGGCAUGAGUGGGCACGAACGCCGCAGCCACUAACGUGCAUGCGUGCCAUCCACCACUCCACUCCUGAUCCUCAGUGUCAAAACCCCGAUCCCCAUUACGUACGCCGGCAUGGCGAGAGACACCAUGCACGAGGUGUCGCAAGGAGAGGCGUCCCGGUGGCAACAACGCCCGGAGGAGCCGGAGGUGCGGGACGUGGCCGUCGACCCCUUCUCGCUGCGGCAGUUCUCCCAGCUCGACAUCGACAAACCGCUGCCCAUCCCCUCCGUCGCCGUGGCGGACCGCCGCCUGUCUCCGGCUCGGUUCGGCAGCGGAAGCGUGUCCGUGCCGAGCCCCGCGGCGUCGUCCCCGCGCGUGUCAAACGCUGGCCGGCUUAAGGCUCCGGCCGCGGCCACCGGAUGGUACGACGCGCCGGCCGCGCACUGGGCGCCGACGGUCCAGGCGCCCUCCACGAAGCUGCCAAGGAGCAAGUCCUCCGCCAGCGGGGAGAUGGCGCGCGCGGACGGCGAGCUCGACGAUGUCUUCUUGUCGUCGGAAAGGAAGGCGAGCGAGCCGCAGCGCUGGGGCAGCGACGUGCCGCUCAUCGCCAGCGCGGGCGCUGGCGCCGAGGAGGAGGACUCCACCGGCUACGCCAUCGGAGAAGCGCGCGGCAAGAAUGGCCGGGGAAAGGGGAAGCACGGCGGGGAAGCACCGUUCACGUGCUGUAUGUACCUCCCGGGGAUCACCAGGAGGAGCAAACCGCCAGCCACGGCGGUGGCGGCGGCGCGUUCGUCAUCUGGCGUGUUUGGCAAAGCUUUCGAGGAAGAGUACCCCGACCCAGGCACAGCGCGGCCGAGCACCAUGUCGCUGGCCGUGUCACUCGAGCGGUUCGACUGCGGCAGCAUGUCGACGUCGUCCUGGAGAGGCCUGGCCCUCGACGGCGAGGCCUCCUCAUCGUCUUACUUCGACCUGCCACUGGAGCUCAUCCUGGGCUGCGACGACGACGAGUCCGACCUACCAGUGUGCGCCGCGUUCGUGUUCGACAGCGACGGCAUCCGGAAGAGUGUCCUCAAGAAGAGGCUGGAGCCUGGCUCGGGCGCGGCGCCGCGGCCGUCGUUGAGGAUCUCGGCUAGUCAGGUCCGGUUCUCCUUGACGUCGAGCUCUGCUCCGGCACCCACGUCGUUGUAGACGUCCUUGCCUUCGACGCCGAGUCUCUCGGACUAACGCUGAGGCUUUGGAGGGCCAGAGAGGACUUCAGGCUGUAUACAUGUGCACUACCGUAAGUCUGCUCAAUGGCUGCAUCGGCAACACCUCAUUCGAUGUUUAUCACAGCGACGCAACAAUCUAAAUCUCGAGCAAAUUGCAAGCUCAGCCUAGUUCCCUGAUUGAGUCAAACUCUGUAAUCCAUCGACCCCAUCUUCAGUUUUCAUCACAGUUGAUUUUAUUGUUCCAUUCCA
This is a messenger RNA of Phragmites australis (common reed), 1974 nucleotides long. RefSeq lists its product as uncharacterized. The coding region runs from base 650 to 1705 and encodes 351 amino acids. Gene Ontology annotation, cellular component: chloroplast thylakoid membrane. Gene Ontology annotation, biological process: photosystem I assembly; response to photooxidative stress. The record is from RefSeq and is a predicted model, not a curated record. Lineage: Eukaryota; Viridiplantae; Streptophyta; Magnoliopsida; Poales; Poaceae. The transcript has a single exon.